AUGUCACAGCCAUGGGAUUAUAUUGCUAAGCUUGUCUGCAUUGGCGACUCUGGCACCGGCAAGUCCAGCCUCACUGUCCGGCUUUGUGAAGGCCGCUUUUCCCCAUCUCAUGAUGUGACGAUCGGAGUUGAGUUUGGAUCUCGAAUCGUCCCAGUUGGUCCUCCGGCAUCGCUAGAACUUGAACUCGAUGAGCCUGUUCCCAGGGCGACGACGGGUGAUGCAUCCCCGGAAGCGUCUGUCACCUCCGGUCUUCCUACCCCUCCACGAAGGCCACAAGGUUCCCCCAGUCAGAAGCGCAUGAAACUUUCUUUGUGGGAUACUGCUGGGCAGGAGACGUACAAGUCCAUCACCCGGUCGUACUUUCGAGGCGCUUCCGGGGCUCUUCUAGUCUUUGAUAUAUCCAGGCGCUCGACCUUCACAUCAUGUACCCAGUGGCUGCACGAUCUACGGCAAAUAGCUGAAGAUGGCAUCGUCGUCAUUUUAGUUGGUAAUAAAACCGAUCUGACGGGAGUCGCUUCUGGGUCAAACCAAAGGCAGGUUACGGAGAAGGAGGCAGAGGAAUGGUGCCGCGUGAAUAAUGUGGUUCGUUAUGUUGAAACCAGCGCCAAAUCUGGGGAUGGCGUUGAACGAGCGUUUCUGGAAGUUGCCGAGAGAAUCUAUCGUAACAUUGAAAUGGGAGCAUAUGACCUCAAUGAUCGACGGAGCGGCGUGAAAGGAUUCGGUGCCUCAGGAGGACCAAACGCGGGAGUGCCUAGAACCAUCACAUUGGGCAUGGACGAUGCAAUGCGCAAAGGUGGCAAUGGCUGGACCGGGGGGUGUUGCUGA
Molecule: messenger RNA, 825 nt
Organism: Penicillium bovifimosum
Lineage: Eukaryota; Fungi; Ascomycota; Eurotiomycetes; Eurotiales; Aspergillaceae
Exons: 2
Coding region: 1-825 (274 amino acids)
Biological process (GO): regulation of endocytosis
Cellular component (GO): endosome
Molecular function (GO): GTP binding; GTPase activity
Source: RefSeq, a predicted model, not a curated record